AUGGCCGGUAAUAGCGCUCAAGACGCGAUCGAGCUGUCCAGUAGUGAUGACUACAUGACUGAUGGCGUUGAGGACGACUCGUUGUCCGAGGGAGAGAAUGUUCCGAGCGACAGCGCCAGUGAUGAUGACCCGUUAUUUCCGCCUGUCGAGCCUGCGCAGGGCAGUGAGGACGACAAAAGCAGCGACGAAGUUGACAACGAUAUAGCAUCUCCUGCUGAUGCAGCGCCGCGCCCUUCAACACCGCCGGCGUCAGCACGCGCGGCCCCGCGAAUGCCCGACAUCCCUCCCCGCCAGCCGUAUGUCAUGAAUCACAACGCCUCUUCCGCGCCUUUAAGGGUCAACGUUCCCAUCCCCCCCCCGUUCUCUCGCGUCGGUUUGCAAAACUCAGAGCACUUUAACCAAUGGCUGCGGCACAUCAGAGACUCGUCCGUGCCGGCGCCACCUUACUCUGAGCAUAUGAGCGAACUGCACGCGGCCGUUGGAAUCCAGUUGGGGGUCACGCUGCAGCAUGAAGCCGCGAAUCUGUUGACCUGGCGUGUUCUUCUCGAGGGAACCGAGAGCGAAAUACUCGAGCUGGAUAGACUUCAGUUUAUUCUCGCUCGGAUGGCCUCGAGCCCCCUCAUGCGCGCGGCGGCGGCGGUCCAAGGCGCAGAUUUAACUUUGCCGCAAACUCUCCUCGAUCGUGCUGCGGCGCCGGCGCCAACGCCUGGCGUUAUCUAUGGGCUCGACGUGAAUGAGCGGGAGGAAAGCCCGCUUUCAGAUGUCUCGCUUCCAGGGCCGAGCCUCACGACGAACGCCAGAAAGCGCACUCUAAUUGCUGACCUAAUGCCUGUCAGUUUCGACGAACCCUCGGAGGAGCCCGCGGGAGCUGCGUCCGGUGGUGCCAGCCGCGCGUCCGCUAAGAGCUCGAAAACCCUUGGGCGCGCUCGUUCACCCCCUCCCGCCGCCGGGCCUUCUCGGCUACGCCCCCCUUCGCCGCCUCUUAAUGUUGCUGAGCGAGCGCCAACGCCUGGCCCAAGCGUUUCACGCUCACGUCAUGUCCGCCGGCGAUCCGACUCUCAUUCACCCACUCAAUGGAAGAGGAACAAGAAGCGCCGCAAGCGUGUCCACGGCGAUGUUUCGCGCGCUUAG
Molecule: messenger RNA, 1131 nt
Organism: Peniophora sp. CBMAI 1063
Lineage: Eukaryota; Fungi; Basidiomycota; Agaricomycetes; Russulales; Peniophoraceae
Source: the annotation of a GenBank genome assembly